GCCAAGAGCGCCGUUCGCUGUGUAUUGUCCGUACAAACGCAUCUCUAGCGACCGGAAGUAACGUCGCUUGGUGUCCUUAGCUCUUUUCUGUUUCCGUAUCAGAACGAUUCUAGGACUCCGGCUUACCUUAUUUAGCUUGGCGUCGUUGGGUGAUUUGUAGCUUGUGCUCUCAUAACGCGUGGAAGAACCAGACAAAGUGAUCAAGAGGCCGAGAAACCAGAAGGUUCGGGAAGGCGCGAGCGCUGUCAUUAUCCUCGCGAUACCACAGCUAAGAGCUCUCGCGCUUAGACUUGCAGCUCACGACUCACCGGUACCGCGAACAAUCCACCGCCAUGUCCAGGAGAAGGCACAGCGAUGAGAAUGAUGGAGGACAACCUCAUAAGAGGCGGAAAACAUCUGAACCUCUUGAAGACAAAAUAGAGUCCUUGAUAUAUAAAGUUGGGGAGAAGAGUACGUUUUCCUUGGAGAGCAACUUGGAAGGGUUGGCUGGUGUUCUGGAGGCUGACUUGCCAAAUUACAAAAGCAAGAUAUUAAGACUUCUGUGUGCAGUUGCGCGGCUGUUGCCAGUGAAAAUGACUAUUUACACUACAUUAGUGGGACUUCUGAAUGCCAGGAACUACAAUUUUGGCGGGGAAUUUGUAGAAGCCAUGAUUCGCACACUUAAAGAGGCAAUAAAAUCCAACUCGUACAGCGAAGCUACGUAUUUAGUUCACUUUCUGUCUGAUCUUGUGAAUUGCCACGUAAUUGCAGCACCUUCAAUGGUGGCAAUGUUUGAAAACUUUGUUGCAGUUACCCAGGAAGAAGAUAUUCCUCAGGUACGAAGUGACUGGUAUGUCUAUGCUGUUCUCUCCUCACUUAUCUGGGUUGGCAAAGAAUUGUAUGAAAAGAAGGAUGUUGAAAUGGAUCACCUCUUAUCAAAAAUCGAAAGUUACCUCAAAAGACGCCAGAAGCUUCAUGUUUCUAUGUUGCAAGUCUGGUCAGCGGAAAAACCACAUCCACAGGAAGAGUACUUGGAUUGCUUGUGGGCACAGAUUCAGAAGUUAAAAAAAGAUCGCUGGCAGGAAAGGCACAUCCAGCGCCCCUACCUGGCCUUCGACAGCAUUCUGUGUGAAGCUCUGCAGCACAACCUGCCACCGUUCACACCGCCGCCGCACACAGAGGACUCCAUCUAUCCCGUGCCGAGCGUCGUUUUCAGGAUGUUUGAUUAUACGGAUGCCCCAGAAGGCCCUGUCAUGCCUGGCAGUCACUCUGUGGAGCGCUUUGUUAUAGAAGAACAUCUGCAUUGCAUAAUUAAAACCCAUUGGCGCGAGAGAAGAACUUGUGCUGCUCAGUUGCUAAGCUAUCCUUGGAAAACUAAGAUUCCUCUAAACUAUCACAUUGUUGAGGUGAUAUUUGCAGAGCUCUUCCAGCUCCCCGUCACACCCCAUAUUGAAGUCAUGUAUACAACUUUGUUAAUUGAACUUUGUAAACUGCAGCCUGGAUCUUUACCACAAGUGCUUGCACAAGCAACUGAAAUGCUGUACAUGCGUUUGGACACCAUGAACACAAUUUGCAUCGACAGGUUUAUUAACUGGUUUUCUCACCAUCUGAGUAACUUUCAGUUCCGCUGGAACUGGGAAGACUGGGCAGAUUGUAUUCCCCAGGACAUAGACAGACCGAAGCCCCAGUUUGUCAAAGAGGUUUUAGAGAAAUGCCUGAGGCUUUCCUAUCACCAACAGAUUUUGGACAUAGUGCCUGCGACAUUUUCAGCAUUGUAUCCCGCAGCUCCCAAAUGCAUCUUCAAAUAUGGAGAUGAAAGUGCCAGUUCUUUGCCCGGAUAUGCUAUUGCUAUCAACGUAUUGAAUCUAAUAAAAAAUAAGGCUGGCAACGACGAGAUUUUUAAUGUUUUAAAAGACGUACCAAAUCCCAACCAAGAUGAUGACGAUGAUGAGGGCAUGAGCUUCAACCCCCUCAAAAUCGACGUUUUUGUACAGGCAUUACUGCACUUGGCAUCAAAGUCGUUUAGUCAUUCGUUUAGUGCUAUUGCAAAGUUUCAUGAAGUCUUUAAAGCGCUCGCGGACUCAGAUGAAGGAAAGCUUCAUAUUCUGAGAGUGGUUUAUGAUGUCUGGAAAAAUCACCCGCAGAUGAUUGCUGUAUUGGUUGAUAAGCUGAUACGGACUCAGAUUGUUGACUGUGCUGCCGUUGCCACGUGGAUUUUCUCCCCUGAAUUGUCACUCGAUUUUACCAGGUUAUACAUAUGGGAAAUCUUGCAUUCCACAAUUCGAAAAAUGAACAAGCAUGUCCAGAAAAUCCAAAAGGAGUUGGAGGACUUAAAACAACGACUGGCCAAGCAGAGCAAACAUAGGGACAGUGAUGACAAUGAUGAUAGCGGGAAGGAGGAUGGCCCCCUGGAAGAACAGAUAGAACGUUUACAGGAAAAAGUGGAAGCUGCUCAGAGUGAACAAAAGAACCUGUUCCUUGUCAUUUUUCAGAGGUUUAUUAUGAUCCUUACGGAACACUUGGUGCGCUGUGAAACUGGAGGCAUUGAUGUGAAUACUCCAUGGUAUAAGAACUGUAUACAAAGACUUCAGCAGAUUUUCCUUCAGCAUCACCAGAUAAUAAAUCAGUACAUGGUCACCCUGGAGAAUCUCUUGUUCACAGCCGAGUUGGACCAUCACAUCUUGACUGUGUUCCAGCAGUUCUGUGCGUUACAAGGUUAAGAGCUACUUUCAGGGAGUCUACCCAGGAGCCCACUUAGAAAAAGACAGUUUUCAGUAAAUUGAAGCUCCUUCAGUGAAUACUCUAAUCACAGAAAGCUCUUUAAGAAGUGUUUGGACUAAACUUUUUU
This is a messenger RNA of Spea bombifrons (plains spadefoot toad), 2827 nucleotides long. It is a transcript of the gene NCBP1, whose product is annotated as nuclear cap binding protein subunit 1. The record is from RefSeq and is a predicted model, not a curated record. The transcript is spliced from 24 exons. Gene Ontology annotation, cellular component: nuclear cap binding complex; nucleus. Gene Ontology annotation, molecular function: RNA cap binding; protein binding; mRNA binding. Gene Ontology annotation, biological process: regulation of mRNA processing; nuclear-transcribed mRNA catabolic process, nonsense-mediated decay; mRNA export from nucleus. Lineage: Eukaryota; Metazoa; Chordata; Amphibia; Anura; Pelobatidae. The coding region runs from base 333 to 2699 and encodes 788 amino acids.